Messenger RNA from Acromyrmex echinatior (Panamanian leafcutter ant), 3371 nucleotides. RefSeq names its product putative sodium-dependent multivitamin transporter. Gene Ontology annotation, biological process: sodium ion transport; transmembrane transport. Gene Ontology annotation, cellular component: membrane. Gene Ontology annotation, molecular function: symporter activity. Lineage: Eukaryota; Metazoa; Arthropoda; Insecta; Hymenoptera; Formicidae. The record is from RefSeq and is a predicted model, not a curated record.
CACACACACACACACACAUAUUGCGGCGGUGUGUGUGUGUGCAUGCACCUUUACGUUAUGAAGCGCGUCAUGCAUGCCGCAAUCGCAUCUCAACGCUUCGCGUCAGGUCAUUGACAAUUUUACGUAAUCAUUUGGUGCAUCCGAACGGCGAGUUGAACUGAUAUGAGACGCAAUCGGGGGCGCGAGAAGUUUGUGUUUUAUCAAUGUUUUAUGUCAUGAAAUGUAUUUCGCGCGAUCGCAUGGCCGUUGUCCGCGCAAAUUCGGAGUAAGGAAGAUGAAACAUGAAAAGUGUGAUAUUAGCAAAUACAGAGAAUGCGCAGCUGGUGUUAAUAUUUAGUUUUACUUGUUGCUACGUUGUUUACCUGUUGAUACAUCCCAUUGUAUGCGAAAUAAAAAUCUCAAAGACGAAGAAAGAAUGUAUGGAAUGCACUGUAAGGAUGGAGAAUCUUGCAUGAGCUGAUGAUGAAAUCAUCAAUAAUUGAACAAGAUAAAUAUCACACUUUGCCUCUUAUACUUUAUUAGUUGGAAAUCUGUUAACUGAUAAAGUUAAUUCCGUGUUGCUAGCUUAUUCAAGGUCGGCUAGAUUGUAAGACUAAUAAAAGAGCAUAAAUGUAAAUUGCAUUUAAAAAACUUUGUAAUAAAUGAAUAUGUAUUAAUUGUGAUAAAUGAAAAUGUAUUUGACGAUGAUUUUUUCUUCAACAAUCGAAAAUGUGAAUGAUAUUUUGAAACCACGAAAAAUUUCUGACAAUCGGGUGUCCUUUUGCGAGCAAUUGCCGAGUUUUUGCGAAGCCACAUCUCUACGAAGACCAUUCGUCGACCAUUCUGACAGCAUAACUACUACUAACGUGACUGCUACUUUAGACAAAAUGGCAGAAAUAAAUACUUUAGGAUGGGUCGAUUAUCUGAUUAUAGCGAUAAUGCUAUGUAUAAGUGCUGGAAUUGGUGUUUAUUACAGAUUUAGUGGAGGACGUCAAAAAACUAUGGAGGAGUACUUCGUUGCAAGUCGAUCAAUGAGCAUUAUACCUGUCGCUGUCGCCUUGGUGGUCUCUUUCAUGUCUGCUGUUACGCUGCUUGGUGUGUCCGCUGAGAAUUAUACAUAUGGGACACAAUUUGUUGUAAUAAACCUAUCGUAUUUGUUGGGCACUCCGAUUGUAUGUUAUGGAUUCCUACCAGUAUUCUUCAAGUUGCAGGCGACGAGCGCCUACGAGUACUUAGAAAAACGUUUCGGAAUGAGAGCUAGGAUGAUGGCUAGUUUUGUUUACUGGAUUCAGCUACUUUCAUACUCAGGAGUGGUACUUUAUGCUCCUUCUUUAGCCUUGGAGGCGACAACAGGAAUUUCAAAGACUGCCAGUAUCAUUAUUAUUGGCCUCGUAUGUGCGUUCUACUCAACAAUAGGGGGCAUUAAGGCUGUGCUAAUUACUGAUGUAUUUCAAGGUUUACUCAUGUUUGUCGCCGUGUUCUUAAUUAUUAGUAUAGGUGCUAACGAUGUAGGGGGAUUGGGACAAAUCUGGGAAAUCGCAAAGCAAGGGCAACGGCUUGAAUUUGAUCGCAUCGAUCUGGAUCCAACAGUAAGACAUACCUGGUGGUCGCUUACGUUAGGUGGUUUAUGUACAUUUUUAUCACUUUACGGAGUAAAUCAAGUACAAAUCCAGCGUAUGUUGACUGUAAAAAAUUUGAAAGCUUCGCGAAGAGCCAUGUGGCUAUCAUGGCCUAUUCUAUCGCUUCUUUCGAUUACAACUUGCUUUUCCGGAUUGGCAAUAUAUAGCAAAUAUCAUAACUGUGAUCCAUUUCUUAAGAAAAGAAUUACUUCAUCUGAUAUGCUUAUGCCAUUGUACGUUAUGGACACGAUGUCCAAAAUACCUGGUUUACCAGGCAUCUUUGCUGCAGGCAUCUUUAGCGCAGGUCUCAGCUCGAUAUCUGCGGCGCAGAAUUCUUUAGCAGCAGUAACGUUGGAGGAUUACAUAAAACCUUUAUACAAAAAAUGCGUUGGAUAUGAAUUUUCUCCUACAAAAUCAGCUUUCAUGGCUAAAGUGCUUGCUUUUACAUUUGGUAUUAUUUCCAUUGCGCUGGCAUUUUUAGCGCAAUUUUUAGGAGGGCUACUUCAGGCUUCAUUAACUAUUUUUGGAGUAGUCGGAGGUCCAUUGUUGGGUGUUUUCACGCUUGGCAUGGGUACGGAAUCAGCGACGGAAAGCGGUGCAAUAAUCGGUGCUCUCACAGCAUUUUCAUUUUUAUUCUGGAUAGUCUUCGGUCAGCCACGUCCAAUGCCACCUAAAUUACCUACUUCUAUCGAAGGCUGUGAUAAUGUUGCAAAUAUAACAAUGUCCGUUUUGCAGAAUGUCACGAGCUUGUCUAAAAGCACCGGCGACAGUUCAUACUUCUAUCUGUAUCGUAUUUCAUACAUGUGGUAUUCACCCCUCGGAUUUUUAAUAACAUUUAUACUUGGACUGAUUAUUAGUAACAUAUCUCGUUUGUUCUUGAAGAAACAAAAUGAUGAAUUAGACACUAAUUUAUUCUUUCCCGUGUUAGCGCGGCGUAUACGUUAUAGACGAUGCAUGGAUGUGGAGAAUGAAAGAAGUUCUUCUUCAUUAAGCAGGAAAUAUUCUCUUAACGACGGGAAAGACGAUGCCACUGAUAAAAUCUGUACAAAACUUUAAUAGUAAUCUUAGCUAGGUAUUAUAAAUACUCCGUACUUAUAAUAGAAAAAAUUGAUGUUUAAGUUACAAGAGAGGGAAGAAAGAAAAUACAAAUAUAUUUUUAUCAUCUCGUGGGACCUAAAUAAUAAUUCCAGCAAUUUUAAGAAAAAGCUAUUUAGCAUCUAUGAUUUAAGGAUAAGAAUAGAAUAAGUAUCUUUGUAAGUACCUGUGUGCGAAUGACUUAUUUGCAGUUAUUUUUUUCAGAUAACUUUAUUUUAGUACAUAAAUUAAGUUGGAUAAUUGUAUACAUGUUGAAUUGUAUACAUGUUUAUCAUGCUGCGUUCUGGUACUGACAGUUAGUACUGUGUAGAAAUAUAAAAAAGUAUACGUGUUUUAUAUAAAAAUUUAGUGAGACAUAUUUCUUUGAACUUUAGUUCCUUUAUAUGCAUAAUUUUUGUAGAUGUAUUUAAAGGGAAACCUCUUAAACAAUCUUGACAAUAUUUAGCGACGUAAAAUGAUAAAAAAGAAAAAUAGCUUUAAGGCAUUACGUUCAUAUCAUCUACCGCGGCUGCAAUAUGUAAUUUUAUAGUAAUAAGGAAAAAUAAUUUUACUUAUUAUGUAUAAUUGUAUCAAUUAUGCAUGAUUGUUUAACCGGCCAAUAGUCCUCUUGGUAUUUAUAUACUCCAGUUGCACGAAAAUAUGAAUUGUUGUAAAAUGUAUAUUUUCUUUCUUCUUGGA